AUGAAAUAUCAAGAAAAUGAUGGCAUAAGACAAUAUCAAACAGAUGACUUUUAUAAUUAUCUCUCUCAAACACGUCAUAAGCGUAAUGCAAGACAAGAACUUUUAUGUGUUGCUGUAACUGUGGCUGAUAUUUAUCUCAACGAAAUUUGGGAUUUUGUUUAUGGACAAGCACAAGCAAUAGAUGGUGUCGGUGUUUAUUCAUUUGCACGUCUUGAUCCAUUAUUUUCUGCAUCACUACAAACAUUACUCUCAUUUUCAUUAACUGAUGGACAUCGUGUAAUAAUACUUCGACGUUGUGUAAAAAUUCUUCUACAUGAAUUAGGUCAUUUAUUUGGUUUAAAACAUUGCAUCUAUUAUAUUUGUCUGAUGAAUGGUGCAAAUAAUGAAAUCGAAAUGGAUCGGCAACCUUUAUAUUUAUGUCCUGUUUGUUUACGUAAACUUUAUUCAACACUUCAAUUUAAUGUUCGAGAUGUGUAUGAAAAAUUUCUCAACCUAUGUGAAAAAUACGGACUUGAAGAAGAACGAAUAUGGUAUCAGAAACACCUAAAUUGUAUUCAAGAUACAAACAAAUAA
Rotaria sp. Silwood1 is the source of this 573-nucleotide messenger RNA. The record is from the annotation of a GenBank genome assembly. NCBI's taxonomy places the organism in Eukaryota, Metazoa, Rotifera, Eurotatoria, Philodinida, Philodinidae.